GGAGGAAGUGGGAGUUUCUUUUUGCACGCAAGGCUUUAAAAAUCUUUCCCCCAGAAGAAUAGUCAGCAAGCCAUGAAGUUGUUGACCAUUUGAACAUAUGCCGGGAUCACAUGGUACGAAGGAAUUGCAACCCUUAAUGGCGCCAUCUGACCCGAAGCUUGAGAACAAUGAGAAGGACGAGGAGGUUGCCAAAGCGACGGUCCAAACGACAAGCUUGCAAAGGGCCAAGGCCCGCUUCCUAAAGGGGGUCUCCUACUUCUCGGGAGACAUGCCAGUUUUUGCCAAAUGGAUGGAAAAACAGUUUUUCUUGCUCCAAUUGCUGGACUGGGUCCUGCGCGGAGCUGCCCAGGUUAUGUUUGUUAACAAUCCACUGAGUGGCCUGAUUAUCUUUGCUGGCCUCAUCCUGCAGAACUACUGGUGGGCCCUCAACGGCUUUGUGGGCACUCUCUUUGCCACCAUCUCAGCCCUUGUUCUGCGACAGAGCAGGGGUGCCAUAGCUGCAGGACUGUAUGGAUACAACGGUAUCUUGGUGGGCUUGUUGAUGGCUGUCUUCUCCAAUGCAGGAAACUGGUACUGGUGGCUUCUGCUGCCCAACAUCUUCAUGUCCAUGAUGUGCCCAAUUGUGUCCAGUGCCUUAGCAUCCAUUAACAGUCGCUGGGAUCUCCCAGUGUUCACGCUGCCCUUCAACAUCCUGGUGUGCGUCCACAUGGUGGCCACGGGUCACUACAAUCACCACUUCCCCCAAGUCCUCAUCCAACCCCGUUCGGAGCUGCCCAACAUCACCUGGGCGGACAUUGACGUCGCUAAGCUGUUCAUGUCCGUGCCUGUCGGGAUCGGCCAGGUGUACGGCUGUGACAACCCCUGGACAGGAGGCGUCUUUAUCAUCUCACUCUUCAUCUCCUCCCCAAUCACAUGCGCUCACGCUGUGCUGGGUUCUACAAUCGGCAUGCUUUCAGGACUCGCUUUGGCAGCUCCAUUUGGCGACAUUUAUUUUGGCCUGUGGGGGUACAACUGUGUGCUGGCAUGCAUUGCCAUCGGUGGAAUGUUUUAUGCUCUCACUUGGCAGGUGCACUUGCUUGCUAUUACGUGUGGGUUUUUCUGUGCAUACCUGGGCUCUGCCAUUGCCAACAUCAUGUCUGCGUUUGGUCUGCCAGCCUGCACGUGGCCCUUCUGUCUCUCCGCACUCACUUUUCUCCUCAUAACCACGGAGACCAAUAGGAUUUUUAAGCUGCCGCUGGCCAAAGUCACCUAUCCUGAGAAAAAUCUCUGCUUCUUCUGGAAGAUGAAGAAACAGGAGAAGAAGGAGAAGAUGGAGGAAGAAAGGAAAACGAAAGAGGAGCAGAAGAGGGUUAUUGAAGACGAGGUGAUACUCAACGAGAAAGAACAGCUGAGGCUUGAGCUUAACACGAUGCAAGAGGCCCAAAAGACACAAAUGGACACAGGCGAAGCGCAGAGCGAGCACUGGGACACUGGUGAAGAACAAAACACACAAAACUACGCAACAGAAGAAAGUCUCACAAAUUAUGUUUAAAACAUAAGAAUUCUAUUUCAUUUUUUCAGUACAGUCGUCCCUCGAUUGUCGUGGUUAAUUAGUUCCAGACCCGAGUGUGAUAAGUGAAUUUAGGAUUCAAUAUUAAUAAUUUGAACAUAUUUGUAGUUAGAGCAUAGAAAAGCUGUUUAUGGCUUUAUAAAUACAUUUUUUAACAUUACUAGAGCUCUGUAGACAUGAAAUAACAACCCUAUAGUCGCCUUUCCACUCCUAUUAUUCAUUGUUUAUACCGAAUUGCAUAACUCUUAUGCGCAGGCUACAGGGUCACUGCGGGGACACGAGAGACGGACGCCGCUUUACGCAUUAGCAUGUUACCAAGCUAACUAGUUAGCCUCCAAUUUAUUUAUUCAAAGUAAAAGGACAAAGUAAGAAGUCAAAAACCUACCACUUCCACACGGAAUGUGGGGAGAACUUGUUUUCGCUAUGUCAUGUCGGUCAUGCCAUGGCUGACUCCAUGCAGUGUGAAGGUAAUCUAAUCUAAGGCAAUGUAACAUUACUGACGCCUAGUGACCAGAGUGCUCCAUAUGACUUAGUAAUAGAUUCGAUUUGAUAUAGCGCUUUAUUUCAAGGUACCUAAAGCGCUUCACAGUGAAGUGAACCCAUUAUUCAUUCACUCCUCAGUCACACAAUGGUGGUGAUUAGCAACUACAUCUAGACUGACGGAAAGGUAGCUGCCAAUUUGGAGGGAGCGAGGAUCAAACCACCAACCUUGCGGUUCAAAGAUGACCUCCUGAGCCACUGCCGCCCAACUUGUCACUUGUCAUUUUUUUACUAAUAACAGGCUGUAGUUAACCACAAAACAACAAUAAUUUAUUAAUUGAUUCAUUUUUGAUUUGUGAUAGUGAGCGAGCGACGUUCAAACCGCAAAGUGGCGAGGGACAACUGUAUAGAAAACCUUCAUGUGUCCUUUUUUUCUAAGGGGUUCACUGAAUGACAAGUUAUUGCACUACAUUGAAUUGAAAAAAUAGUUCAGAUCGGCAUUAACUGUAUUGCAGCAGGCUGGGAAAGAUUACUGGAGGUUACCCAGCAUGCCUUGCGGUCUGUAGCUAUGAGUGUAAUUUUGCAUGUGCGUAUGUAUGCUCGAGCGUAGGCGUUUAUUUUGAUGUCAGUGCUGUGCAGUAGAUACGAUUGCGUUGUGUGUUAAACUUUCUGUUGUCAUUGUUGUUCCCACCAUGAGUGAGGUGGGUGUUUGGGUUCCUGUCCUGUUCCUGUGUAGUGCACAGCAGGGGUGUCUUACAAUAGUCAACUAUUCGACGAUUCAAUUGGAGUCGGAUUCAACUAUCAAUCUCGCAAUUGAAUCAUAUGAAAAUGUCAUGUGAUCACGAUUGUACCAUUCAGGCUACAUGUGGGUGCCCCCGGCUGCUGCUGAGCAUACAUUUUUACAUGGAAUGUUUUUUGGGGGGGUUAUAAGUAGCCUAUUUUGAUACAAAUUCAGCCUCAUAUGUGUUAAUAAAGAAUUGAAAAUGACGUGUGUGUUUAACUGAAGAGCCAUACUUAUGCAAGAUAGUGGUGCGUACACACAGAGAAGCUCAGCGUUUCUUCCAGAUUUGCAGUUGUUGAUUGUAGUUAUUUUCUUCACCUCGCAUCUGGUUUAACAUCUUACAGAGCUUUUGGAUGUUGGAUUUCACAGCGCCAACGUUUUUAUCACCGAUCUUUGACUAUUGUCCCCAAGAUCUCCAGAGUACGGAGUCUACACACACCAGCCAGGCAGGCGAAAGACCUCACAGGCGGCGCCAAGAACGUAAAUAAGUGCGAGGAAAGCACAGACUAUACUUUCCGAGCAUUGUCCUCGCUAAUGUGUGGUCUUUAAUUAAUAAAAUCUUACGACAUUUUACGUUAUGACGUCACAUCACCCACAGUAAAGGACUUUUGGACUGCAAUGUCAUCAUUUUCACCGAGCCAUGACUAAACAGUGGAGCACCAGACAAUGCUAUGAUAGUGCCAGGAAGUGGGCAGGGAAUGUCACCGCAAACCCCUCACACCCUGGACACAAACUGUUCAAACGCCUCCCCUCAGGUAGGCCCUACAGAGCACUGGACGCCAAAACAACCAGGCACACUUUCUUCCCCCAGAUAAACAAUCGAGGCAAGACAGGCAAGAUAAGAAACGAAAAAUAAGAAAAUAGAGUAAGAAUAAAGACAUUAAUAAAUAAUACAGAAAGGCUCACUCCAAAUUUGUAGUGAAAUAAUACAUCAUAAUAAAUAAUAAUAAUAAUAAUACACAAUAAUAAUUAAUCAUCAUAAGGUAAUAAAUCCAGUCCUGUGUGUGUUUUAUCGCUCCCCCUCUGUUGUUUUGAAAAGCCAGUUGGGGUGAGGGAGGAAUGACCUGCUCAGUCUUUUGGUUGAGCUGGGUAGUGAUAGUAAUCUGCCACUGAAACUGCUCCUCUGUUGGGAGAUGAUGCUGUGCAUUGGAUAAUGCUGGUUGUCCAUGAUGGAAAGGAGCCUCCUCAGUGUCAUUUGCUCUGCCACAAAUGUCAGGCUGUCCAGCUCAGUGCCAAUGACAGCCUGCCUUCCUCACCAGUUUGCCCAGGCGUGUGGCAUCCUUCCUCUUGAAGCUGCUCCCCCAGCACACUCCUGCAUACAGGAGGGCACCAGCUACCACAGUCUGGUAGAUGUUCUGUUGCAGCUUCUUGCAUAUGCUGAUCUUUACUACCGUGAUUAUGUAAAGACAUAACACUUCAUAUUACAGUACGUACGUAACAAGAUGAAGUCAUUAUUUGUGGUUGUGUACAUCACGUACUGUACGUGUUUUAUUGGGAAAUUCUGUGCGAUAACUUUUAUGAAUGUUUCUACUAAAGUGAUCUUGUGUUUACAUUUCUCGUGUCUUUAGAGGAAUGCAUGAGCUCACAAGCACCCUCCAGCUUCAUAACAAAUUCAAUAAAUGGGACUAAGAAGUAUUUGAAAAGAACUUGGGAGACUUUUUUUUUUUUUUUAACAAAAGUGAAUUACUCUCUUAUUUUUCUUGUUAUCAUCUUAAUGAGCAAGCUGUAUUAACAUUAAAAAACCCUCCAAAAGAGUCAGGGCCUCACCAGCCAUGAACCUCACCGCACGUCACUGACCAGUCUUCUGAAGGCGUUUGAGUCUUGUGACAAGUGUGAUCAUCAGUGAGGCAUUAUCAUCUUCAAAUAAAUCAACCAUAUCUCUUCCUGAUGCUGGGUCACAAGGUUCAUUUAACUCGCAAUCAGAUUUAAUACAUUUUUCGGCAACUUCCAACACUAAAAAAAUAACAUUUCAUAACAUCAUCCAUGCACCAUUUAUACUUACGACCUACAAAGUUAAGAGCUCCUUCCGGGAGUGCAGUAGUUGGAGCAUCUCUGUAGUCACAAAAUGUAGGUUAGCCUUAUCAAGACGCCCGCUGAUUUCAAAACAACAGAACAGUCUGCUAGAAAAAUGAAGCUCAGGAGGAAUUUCACCUUCCAGCAUUCACUCCCUGAACUUUAAGAGCCGUGCUGAGCGUUGAGUUGACUGUCUGGAAUUUUAGCUCAAUGCUUCGCACUCCCAACUGUCACGCCGAAGGUCCCGAGUUUGAGCACGUGGGGCUGGUUGAACCAGGCGGGUUACACAUAUUCAGAUAAAAAAUGAGUGACUCCAUCAGAAUAAAUUAUGAAGUUUGUGGAAUGGCUCAGCCAACCGAUGGGGUAACUUUAAGAGGGCUGUUC
Messenger RNA from Dunckerocampus dactyliophorus (ringed pipefish), 5207 nucleotides. It is a transcript of the gene slc14a2, whose product is annotated as solute carrier family 14 member 2. Lineage: Eukaryota; Metazoa; Chordata; Actinopteri; Syngnathiformes; Syngnathidae. Bases 98 to 1531 code for a protein of 477 amino acids. The record is from RefSeq and is a predicted model, not a curated record. The transcript is spliced from 9 exons. Gene Ontology annotation, biological process: urea transmembrane transport. Gene Ontology annotation, cellular component: membrane. Gene Ontology annotation, molecular function: urea transmembrane transporter activity.